GGUUCAAUUCAUGGGGGGGAGCAGGAAGAGCCACCGGGGGCGCCAUCUAGGGCUCCGAAAAGAGUAUAGAUAAUAGAUUAGAGAGGCCCUGUCCUUUUAGACCGCAGCGGGAAGCCAGGCAAGCGAGGGCGUCGCCUCCACGCCCACUGCUUCCUCCAAGGAGAUGCGGCGAAGCUUAUCCGAGGACGAAAGCGAGUGAGCAUAGAAGAAUCCAAGGUUUGGAGAGGAGGGGAGGCGAGGUUGGUAGAGGGGGAGGGAGAUGCCGAUGGAUGAGGGAUUGCUGGACAAUAUCAUACGGCGGCUUCUCGACGCGAGGAAUGGGCGGACGGUGCGGCCGGUCCAGUUGACGGAGGCGGAGAUCCGGCAGCUGUGUCUUGCUUCGAAGGAGAUCUUUAUCAGCCAGCCUUAUCUCUUGGAGCUCGAAGCGCCGAUCAAGAUUUGUGGAGACAUUCAUGGUCAGUAUUCUGAUCUUCUUCGGCUAUUCGAAUAUGGUGGGUUCCCGCCAGAGGCAAAUUAUUUGUUCCUUGGGGACUAUGUUGAUCGUGGUAAACAAAGCAUAGAAACUAUAUGCCUUCUUCUUGCGUACAAAAUAAAGUACCCUGAAAACUUCUUUCUUCUGCGAGGCAACCAUGAGUGUGCUUCCAUUAAUCGUAUAUAUGGGUUCUAUGAUGAAUGCAAGAGGAGGUUCAAUGUUCGCUUAUGGAAGGUUUUUACUGAUUGUUUCAACUGCCUACCUGUGGCCGCACUUAUUGACGAGAAGAUCCUCUGCAUGCAUGGGGGCUUAUCUCCUGAUUUAAAGAACUUGGAUCAGAUCCGAAAUAUUGCUCGUCCAGUGGAUGUACCAGAUCAAGGUCUCCUUUGUGACUUAUUAUGGUCAGACCCUGACAAAGAUAUUGAAGGCUGGGGGGAAAAUGACCGGGGAGUCUCUUAUACUUUUGGGCCUGACAAGGUAGCUGAGUUCCUUCAGAAGCAUGACCUAGAUCUCAUUUGUCGAGCCCAUCAGGUUGUAGAAGAUGGCUAUGAGUUCUUUGCAAAACGCCGACUGGUUACCAUAUUCUCAGCACCAAAUUAUUGUGGGGAGUUUGAUAAUGCCGGUGCUAUGAUGAGCGUGGAUGAUACUUUGACAUGUUCAUUUCAGAUUCUAAAACCAUCUGAUAAGAAAGGGAAGAUCGGUUUUGGGAACAAUUUAAUGAAACCAGGAACACCUCCUAGAAAGGGUGGAAAAGGUUAGCAGAUGUUACCAGGAGUGGAUGUUAUAUUUCGGUCCUCUGCAAGGUUGCUGGGAUGUUAGACACAGCUUCCCCGAGUUUACCAGCAAUUCCAGGCAUCAGGAUCCAAGAACAGAUGCUGCGACUUGCAUGUUGUGCUAACUAGCCUAAGCAAAGGCUACUAUAAAUCCCUAAUGUGUAAAGUUGUUUUGAAAGCUCUACUAUAAUUAUUGCCAACCUUACUGUAAUGAUCUGGUUAAAUUUUCAGGUUCAAUCGCUGAUAUGCAACACAUCAAAUUGGUGUUUAACAAGCAGACAGCUGAGCCAAUGUCUUUGAUGCCCUAAAAUUACUUUAUUAAACUGGCAGUUGCUUUAUGACUUGUUCUAA
Molecule: messenger RNA, 1596 nt
Organism: Elaeis guineensis (African oil palm)
Lineage: Eukaryota; Viridiplantae; Streptophyta; Magnoliopsida; Arecales; Arecaceae
Product: serine/threonine-protein phosphatase PP1
Cellular component (GO): nucleus; cytoplasm
Molecular function (GO): protein serine/threonine phosphatase activity
Source: RefSeq, a predicted model, not a curated record